CCCCGUGGUAUCAAUUAUCAUCGUCGCCUACGUCUUUCUUUAAAAUGCGUGGUACUGUUUUUUGACCUUUCGCAAUCUGGAUCUAGGGUUUCCUCCCCUCCGCUUCUCUUCUCCCCGCCUCCCACCACCACCACCACCACCACCAGCUUAAAACAUACCAUCACAGCUGAAACAGACAGAGAACAGACAUUCACAGAACGCAAACCGUAGCUCCGCCGCUUUCCGCAACCCCUCUGUCGCCGUCGACACCUGUUUCGUAUUACGAAAUCUAGACCCUGGUAACAUACGAAGCAAUCGAAGAAGAUCGAUUCCGGUCGCCGGCGGUGCGAUUCGGAGGGAAACCGGCGUGGAUUCUUCUUCCUCGAAUCUUAUUAUUAUCAUCUUAAACACGAUUUGAGCCUUAAAAAAGGAAAUUUCCCUAUUCCAACCUUCCUUUUUCUCUUUCUGUCUAUGUCCUGUAACUUUUCGAUCGAUUCGAUGUGGACGAAGGCCAGGACGGACUUCCGAUUCGCUCGGACUUUUGUAUUUGGAUUUUGACUCUUGUAAGAGGAAACGAGUCUCCGCUGAAAACCUAGUCUUAAAAAGAAAGAAAUUGCAAUCCCCCCCUACCGGAAUCGAGAUGUCGAUGACGACGAUGUCGAAAUCGGCGGUGGUGUAUAGAGGGGAGGAGAUGGUGGGGGAAGUGGAGAUAUAUGCGCAGCAAAGGGAAGGAGAAGUGGUGGUGGACGGAGAGAACAAGAGCUUCAACUUGAGGAACAAGAACAGGGUAAUUGACGAGAUUCUGUUUGCCGGCAGGGAAAUCAGAAUAACGCACUUCUCCCCGGCGAGUGAGAGGUGCCCGCCGCUGGCAGUGUUGCAUACCAUUACCUCUACUGGGAUACUAUUCAAAAUGCAGCCCAGGAAUCCGCCGCUGUUACAGCAGCAGCAGCAGCAGCACACGCCGCUGCAUUUCUUGCACUCUGCACUUAUCCAAGACAACAAGACUGCAGUGAUGCGGGUAGGAGGGGAUGAGCUCCAUUUGGUCGCUAUGCAUUCCCGGACUAGUGAAAGACCAUGUUUCUGGGGAUUCCUUGUUGCAGCAGGACUAUAUGACUCUUCUCUUGUCAUGUUGAACCUGAGAUGCCUUGGCAUUGUAUUUGAUCUUGAUGAAACUCUUAUCGUUGCAAACACAAUGAGGUCAUUUGAAGAUAGAAUUGAUGGAUUGCAGAGGAAAAUAAGCAUCGAGGCAGACCCACAGCGGGUUUCAGGUAUGCUGGCUGAAGUGAAACGUUAUCAGGACGACAAGAACAUAUUGAAGCAAUAUGCCGAUAAUGAUAUGGUUACUGAUAAUGGGAAGGUGUUGAGAGCUCAAUAUGAGAAUGUCCCUCCACUGUCCGAUAGCCAUCAGCCUAUAGUGCGUCCGUUGAUUAGGUUACCAGACAAGAACAUUAUUCUGACUCGCAUUAAUCCACAGAUUCGCGACACAAGUGUUCUUGUGAGGUUGAGGCCUGCAUGGGAGGAUCUGCGAAGUUACUUGACUGCUAGAGGUCGCAAGCGUUUUGAAGUUUAUGUCUGCACAAUGGCUGAAAGAGAUUAUGCUUUAGAAAUGUGGAGGCUACUUGAUCCAGAGUCAAAUUUAAUAAACUCUAAAGAACUUUUGGACCGCAUUGUGUGUGUCAAGGCUGGUUUAAGGAAGUCAUUGUUCAAUGUCUUCCAAGAUGGAACCUGCCAUCCUAAGAUGUCAUUGGUGAUUGAUGAUCGUUUGAAAGUUUGGGAUGAUAAAGAUCAACCUCGGGUGCACGUUGUUCCUGCAUUUGCUCCAUAUUAUGCUCCCCAAGCUGAAGCAAAUAAUGCAAUUCCAGUUUUAUGUGUUGCAAGAAAUGUUGCAUGCAACGUUAGAGGUGGUUUUUUCAAAGAUUUUGAUGAGGGUCUUCUGCAAAAAAUGUCUGAGAUUUCAUAUGAAGACAAUAUUUCAGAUAUUCCUUCUCCUCCUGAUGUGAGCAACUACUUGGUUUCAGAGGAUGAUCCCUCAGCUUCAAGUGGAAACAGAGAUCCGCUUUCAUUUGAUGGCAUGGCAGAUGCUGAAGUUGAACGACGACUAAAGGAAGCAGCUUCAACUUCUUCAGUCUUACCUCCAGCAGUCCCCACUCUGGAUCCAAUGCUUGUAUCAUCUCUUUACACGAUGGUGUCUUCUUCACGAUCAAUUCCACUGCCAACGACACAGCCAUCUGUCGUCCCAUUUCCUAAUGCACAGUUUGCACAGGUACCUUCAUUAGCUAAACCUUUAGGUCAGGUUGGUCCAGCAGAUCCAAGCUUUUCUAGUUCUCCUGCUAGAGAAGAAGGCGAGGUUCCAGAAUCUGAGCUAGAUCCUGAUACGAGAAGGAGACUACUUAUAUUGCAACAUGGGCAAGAUUCGAGAGACCUGCCUCCUGUUGAACCUCCAUUCCCGGGGAGACCUCAGGUACAAGUUCCAGCACCACGUGUGCAAUCUCGUGGAAGUUGGGUUCCUGCAGAGGAAGAGAUGAGCCCUAGACAGCUGAACAGACCAGUACCUAGAGAAUUCCCGCCAGAGCCUGAGCCAAUGCAUCUUGAAAAGCACCGACCUCAUCAUCCCUCUUUUUUCCCUAAGGCUGAUACUUAUAUUCCACCUGAUAGAAUGGUUCAUGACAAUCAAAGAAUGCCAAAAGAGGUACCUUACAGAGACGACAGGCCAAGGUUAGGACAGACCUUGUCAAAUUACCAGUCUUUCCCAGGUGAGGCUAUGCCAUUGAGUCGUUCAUCUAGCAAUAGAGACCUUGACUUUGAUAUGGAAAGACCUGUUUCAACUGCAGAAUCUCCCGUGAGAGUGUUGCAGGAUAUUGCAAUGAAGUGUGGUACCAAGGUGGAUUUCAGGCAUUCUUUGGUUGCUAGCAGGGAUCUACGGUUCUCAAUUGAGGUUUGGUUUGCUGGAGAUAAAGUUGGUGAAGGUAUUGGCAGGACUAGAAGGGAAGCCCAACAUGAGGCAGCUGUUGGUUCUCUGAAGGCUCUUGCUAGUAUGAUUUCUGGCUAAUACCAGUCAUUUAUUUUUGGGAAUAAUACAUCUGGUUCUUGUAAUCUGGAGUCCAAUGAAGUUGAUGUUCUUUCAGCUUUCAAAAUGGAGUUACUUGAUGCCAUUGGAAAUCUGACACGUGUACACAUUUCUAUGCAAGGCAUGUACACUUCACGUUCAUUGCCAGAUUCUGUAUCUUUGCAUGGAGAUACAAUGAGAUAUUCUGGUGUCAACGACAAUGGUUUCUCUGGUAAUGUCGGUUCAUUUGGGGAUGAACCAGCUCCAAAGCAAGAUAUGGUAUCGUUUCCUCCCCUGGAUCCGAGGUUUGAAGGCUCAAAGAGAUUCGCGGGUUCAGUUACUGCCCUCAAAGAUUUUUGCAUGAUGGAAGGCCUUGGGAUGAGAUUUCUCCCAGAGACUCCCAUGUCAGUUAAUUCAGACGAAGUCUAUGCACAGGUUGAAGUUGAUGGACAACUUAUGGGAAAGGGAAUUGGAUCUACAUGGGAUGAAGCUAGAAUGCAGGCUGCUGACAAGGCCCUUGGAAGUCUAAGAACAAUGUUUGGUCAAUCGACACCGAAGCGUCAGGUCUCCCCUAGGUCUGUGCAAGGUAUGUCAAACAAACGUAUGAAGCCAGAUUUUUCGCGAAUGAUGCAGCAGCGGAUGCCCUCGUCUGCUCGAUACCCAAAGAAUGCCCCUGCUGUCCCUUGAAGAGCCUUACCAUUAUUCCCGCUUGUUCCAGUUUUGAUCUAGAGAAGCAACUGUUGAAAAAGAUCCUAAUCAGCCAGCUGAAUAGUUGGGGCACUUGAUUGCCUUUUCCAUUGAUCAAGGAUCUGAUUUCGUCGGCGCUCGGUUCGAGGCUUAUGUCCAAUUUACUGUUGUGAGGGAGACCUCAUUCUGUCUGAAGAUCACCCAUUCAACAGAUUCAGUUGCGCCUCUGUUUUAUUGAAGGUUCUUCCUCUGCCACUAUCCGGCAGCAGCCUUUUGCACAAUGACUGGGGCGGGUGUGUGAUCGAGGCUAGUGUUGAAUCGUGGUCGAGGAUUGUCACCCUAUCUGCAAUGCGGACAGUGGCUGGAAGAACCAUAUUUGACUUGGAAGACGUUUUUGUAUAUUGAUAGACAUAAGCAGGGAAGCGGCAAUUGGGCAAAUAGCAAACAGGCUUCGUCUCCAGACCACUGAUCUGGCCUCUUCCACGGUGUUGGUGUCGAGGCUUGUAGAUUAACCUCGGCUUUAGCAUGGAGCUGCCGACUAUCCGCACAGUUCAGCUUUCGUCUCGGUGAUUGUGCAGUGGUAGCAGCAACCGAAGAUUGAAGUUCCUCUUCUCCCCCAGUCCCGUUACCAUUGGGACAGUGUCUCUAGUGUACUAGAAUGGCUAGUCUUGUAGAGUAGUUUGUAUUGUUAUCUGGGUUGAUUGCCCAGAAUUGUUUUGUCCCCCGUGGGAAGCCUGAGUAAUUGCUGAAGUGUGUUCUACAGGCAGGGGAGUUAAUGGGCUAAAAGGUGUUCUACAGGCGGGGGAGUCUAAAGGGCUAACUCAUUGUAAUUGCUAAAGAGCCCAAGGUGACGAGCAGGCCCAUGAUCCUCGGCAAUACUUGACCCGUUAUGGAUUGGAGAUGGGUAGAGAUGUAAUUUGACGUUGUAAAGAGGAAAGCCAUGAAAUAUUCUCUUACCAGAUUUUUUCUGGAUUUAAUAUAAGUUUGUAAUGUAAAUUCGCUGCUGUUAAUUAAUAAUUAUUCUAUGAUUAGUUUUAUUGAUC
Linum tenue is the source of this 4755-nucleotide messenger RNA. Lineage: Eukaryota; Viridiplantae; Streptophyta; Magnoliopsida; Malpighiales; Linaceae. The record is from the annotation of a GenBank genome assembly.